This is a messenger RNA of Penicillium coprophilum, 2283 nucleotides long. Its product is annotated as putative NAD+ kinase. Gene Ontology annotation, molecular function: NAD+ kinase activity. NCBI's taxonomy places the organism in Eukaryota, Fungi, Ascomycota, Eurotiomycetes, Eurotiales, Aspergillaceae. Gene Ontology annotation, biological process: NADP+ biosynthetic process; NAD+ metabolic process. The transcript is spliced from 13 exons. The record is from RefSeq and is a predicted model, not a curated record. The coding region runs from base 1 to 2283 and encodes 760 amino acids.
AUGAACUUUCUAAGAACACAGUUAUUCGGAAUUAACUCCCGUCUACUCAGACCACAAGCCAGAGCCAUGCAUAUCCAAUCAAUUCCUAUGUGGACGGGGAAGGGCAACAACUAUGCCUACCUCGUGACGGAUGAACCGACCAAGAAGUCGGUUAUUAUUGAUCCUGCCAAUCCUCCGGAAGUUGCGCCAGAACUUGAGUCUCAGAUUGCCUCUGGCAAGAUUGACCUGACGGCCAUUGUUAACACUCACCACCACUGGGAUCAUGCGGGCGGUAAUGAUGACAUUUUGAAACAAUUCAAGGGCCUUCAGGUCAUUGGUGGCAAGGACUGCGCGUCUGUCACCAAGACUCCCGCGCAUGGCGAAGAAUUCAAGAUCGGAGAUCGUAUCUCAGUGAAGGCAUUGCAUACUCCUUGUCAUACACAAGACAGCGUUUGCUACUAUAUGCAAGAUGGAGACCAGCGUGUUGUUUUCACAGGCGAUACUCUCUUCAUUGGUGGAUGUGGCCGGUUCUUCGAAGGAAAUGCGAAGGAGAUGCACAAGGCUUUGAACGAGACCCUCGCGGCUCUGCCUGAUGACACCAAGGUUUAUCCCGGUCAUGAGUAUACCAAGGCCAAUGUCAAGUUCUGCAUUGCAGUGUCGCAGACAGAGCCCAUCAAGAAGCUCCAGGCAUUUGCGGAAAAGAACCAGCAGACACAGGGAAAGUUCACCAUCGGUGAUGAGAAGCUCCACAAUGUGUUCAUGCGCGUCAAUGACCCCGAGAUCCAAAAGGUAACUGGCAAGACCGAUCCUGUGGAUAACAAUGGAGCGGCGAGGGAUGCAGAUGCUCAGAAUCACCUAGAGGUCGUGUUUUAUCCCGACUCCAACCACCGUCGCAAGUCCUCCCUUGUUACGAUGGACAAGCCAAGAGUCCAACCACACUCAGCCCAUGAUGACCAGAUGACCGCCUGCUAUGUCCAUUCCCUCAUAGCGAGCGAGUGGACCGCACCCCAACACCACAUCAAGCCUAAAGCAGAUACAGAAGAUGUGAUACAGACACUGGAUGAGGAUGAGACGAAACCCGUGGCAAAUACCAAAGGCAUCCAACCAGAGGAAUUCGUCACAGUGGUCGACGACAGCAACAAACCGCUACCUACAGUCAUCGAGUCUCGGCAUCUUACAAAGAGACAGCUCUCAGAUAUGGCUUGGAAUGUGCGAAAACUAUCCAAAAAGCUGGGCAGCAUCAAGCUCAAGCUCACUGUGAAGAAUAUCUUCAUUGUAAGCAAGGCGCAGGACCAGUCGCUAGUAAGCCUGACUAGAAAGGUUACAAGGUGGCUACUCUCCAAGGACCGGGACUAUAUGUACGUGGUCUACGUCGAAAGACGGCUCGAGACGCAUGCGGACUUCGGUGCAUUGCAACUGGUAAAAGACGAACCCUCCGCCGAGGGCCGGCUCAAAUACUGGGAUACCAGGCUUGCACAAGAACAACCGCAUUUAUUCGAUUUUGUGAUCACGCUUGGCGGAGACGGAACCGUUCUCUACACGAGCUGGUUGUUCCAGCGCAUAGUGCCGCCCGUACUCUCGUUUGCGUUGGGCUCCCUUGGCUUCUUGACCAAUUUCGACUUUGCAGAUUAUCAGAAAAGCCUUGAUAAUGCUUUCCGGGAGGGUGUUUUCGUCAGCCUACGACUUCGAUUUGAAUGCACCAUCAUGCGCAGCAAAGCGCGGCUAAGAGACCCGCACUCGCGCUCCCUACCGGAGCGUGACCUGGUGGAGGAAUUGAUCGGAGAGGAAGGGGAGGACACUUUAACGCAUACACCAAAUCAAGUGUUUGAGAUUCUCAACGAUGUAGUCCUCGACCGGGGACCAAACCCAACCAUGUCUCAAAUCGAACUCUUUGGAGAUGACGAGCAUUUCACUACUCUGCUUGCCGACGGAAUCUGCAUUGCUACCCCAACCGGGUCGACUGCUUACAAUCUCGCCGCAGGCGGCUCUCUUUCGCACCCUGAGAACCCUGUCAUCCUUGUCACCGCCAUCUGCGCCCACACGCUGUCCUUCCGACCGAUUAUUCUACCAGACACCAUUGUCCUGCGAAUGGGUGUGCCGUACGAUGCGCGCACCAGCUCAUGGGCUAGCUUUGAUGGACGAGAGAGAGUCGAGCUACAUCCUGGUGACUAUGUUACCGUGUCAGCCUCGAGAUAUCCUUUUGCCAACGUCCUGCCUCCUGGCGGGCAGGGUGAAGGCUGGGUGCAUAGCAUCUCCAAGACUUUGAAUUGGAAUUCGCGACAAAAGCAGAAGAGCUUCAAGUAA